Messenger RNA from Diabrotica virgifera virgifera (western corn rootworm), 1037 nucleotides. Its product is annotated as histidine-rich glycoprotein-like. Gene Ontology annotation, cellular component: extracellular matrix. The transcript has 3 exons. The record is from RefSeq and is a predicted model, not a curated record. NCBI's taxonomy places the organism in Eukaryota, Metazoa, Arthropoda, Insecta, Coleoptera, Chrysomelidae. Bases 17 to 730 code for a protein of 237 amino acids.
AAAAACUAAUUAGUAUAUGGUUGAUCUGUGCGGUGCAACAAUGAUAUCCCAGGUAUUCUUAAUAUCAACCCUCAUCUGUACUCUACAAGCUGGUCUUAUAAACAAUCCCGGAUUUCAUCAUGACCACAGCAGCUAUGGAUCUGGACACCAUAGUAUUGAGAAUCACGCCGGUCAGGGUUCUGUAUCACAAACGUCUUACGUGACUCAUCACACGCCGUCCUACAGAAGUUACGGAGGUCAGAAUCAUGGUCAUUACCAAGCUCAUCAUCAAGCCCACGACAAUCACUUCUCUGGAGGUGCACCCGGAGGUCACUCAUAUGCUAAUUCUUAUAUUUAUAAUUCCAAUUCUGCAAGUAGCCAUAACUCGAUUAACAGGCACCAUGGUCCUUCAGGACAAUAUCAUGGCCCUAUUUACCAUGGACCAGGAAGCUUUAAUCAUCACAGUGGUAGUUUACAUCAUCAUGGAGACUUCCAUAGAGAUGAUUAUGAUGAAAGUCAAAACUAUAAUGAUCCACCCAAAUACGAGUUCAAGUACGGAAUAGAAGACCCCAACACCGGAGAUGCAAAGAACCAGUAUGAAGUUAGAGACGGAGACGUGGUCAAAGGGCAAUAUUCACUUGUCGAUGCCGACGGCAGCCUUCGUACUGUGGAAUACACUUCCGAUCCACACCAUGGCUUUCGUGCAGUUGUCCACAAAAGCGGACAAGAGUCAGUCGCUUAUGGACAUUAAACAAAAACAUGUACAAUACGUUUAGUUUUUGAUUAGAUAUAGGCCACUGAAGGAAGCGCAAAAAACGGCAACAUUGCUUGUUUCACUAUCGUUGUGAGGAAUUAUGAAUGACGGCGGAGGACGGAGCGAUAGAGUUAUAAAUUGACGAGAAUCAGAUGCAUUAGCGUGGAAAGAGGGAACCGUCUCCUGAUAGACGGGGCGCAAUGUUGCCAUGCAUAGAGAGUAUAUCUAAUUUAAAACUAAAUAUGCAGUAUAUUAUUCUAACCCAAUAAGGUGUUCGUCUCCUACAUAUUAUGCUCUAUUUAAU